GGGGAGAAGCCAACUGAAAGAAGAAACCUCUCUACUAUAUAGAGCUUGAGUCCUUAAAAGUUUAGGACAUUAUCAAAUCAUCUAUUGUGAGCAAAAUUUUAAAUAGUAAGUACAAUAUGGGAGAUGCUAAUAAGUUUGUAGCCAAUUGGGAAGGUGUUAAAUCGGUACCGGAAAGUUAUGUGUAUCCGCCGGGGAAGAGGCCCGGGAACGUCGUUGUUCCGAUGGAGAACGCUAUUCCGGUGAUUGAUCUCUCUAUGCAAGACCGAAAUCUUCUUAUUCGCAAAAUCCUCGAUGCAUCUAAAGAAUUUGGAUUUUUUCAGGUAAUAAACCAUGGAGUGUCGAAAACUGUAUCCGGGGAGACGAUGAGGAUAUUCAAGGAAUUUCACGCGAUGUCAGGGCCGGAGAAGGCGAAGGAAUGCUCUAAAGACCCUAACAGAAGUUGCAGAGUUUACACAAGCAGUGAAAAUUAUAUGAAGGAACAAAUUCACUGUUGGAGGGAUGCUUUGAUUUUCAAUUGUCAUCCUUUGGAGAAAUAUGUUCAUUUUUGGCCUCAAAAUCCCCCCAAAUACAGAGAGGUGGUUGGAGCGUAUUGUGUCGCGAUGAGAAAGUUGGUUUUGGAGAUAUUAGAGCUGAUGAGUGAAGGGUUGGGGCUUGGAAAAGGGUACUUUGGAGGUGAAAUGAGUGAAAAUCCAUUGUUGUUGGUAAACCAUUACCCACCAUGCCCAAACCCUAGCUUGACUUUGGGAUUGAGCCAACAUUGUGAUCCAAGCCUCAUCACUAUUUUGUUUCAAGAUGUCAAUGGCCUUCAAGUCCUCAAGGAUGGUCGAUGGAUUGGUGUUCAACCUAUCGACAACGCCUUUGUGGUUAACAUUGGCUUCGUAUUGCAGGUAAUUACCAAUGGGAAACUAAAAGCAGCAGAACACCGAGCUGUGACGAAUGCAAAGACAUCUCGACAAAGCUUAACAUAUCUAGUUUAUCCAAAAGAUGAAGCGACUAUGGAACCAGCAAAAUGUAUGAUAAAUGAAGCCAACCCUCGACGUUAUCGUUCCCUUAACUUCAAAGAUUUUCAAAGAAACUACCUACCCAGGGCUGUUGAUACUAAGGCAGUAAUGGAGUAUAUUGGCUCCAAUCAGUCUUAAACUGUUUCUUUUCUCUGUUGGGUAGUGACUAUUAUCACAGUGUAAACAAGAAAUAACAUAUAGUAUAGUACCAUCAAACAACACUUUACUACAAAACAACGUUUCACAAAUCAAAUCGACUUGAGAUUACACUAUUAUAGUAAGACUUUUCUUAUGUGACCAUUAGUGUCUAGGCUCUUUUACAUCGUAGAACAAUCUACCGACAUUUCGAUGUCAAAAAUCUAAUUGGACUUUUA
Messenger RNA from Benincasa hispida (wax gourd), 1375 nucleotides. Its product is annotated as hyoscyamine 6-beta-hydroxylase-like. Lineage: Eukaryota; Viridiplantae; Streptophyta; Magnoliopsida; Cucurbitales; Cucurbitaceae. The record is from RefSeq and is a predicted model, not a curated record.